AUGCCGAAAGCGGCACUCAACGGGCUGGGAAGUCGUGUUCCAGGUGGAGGUGGAGGUGGAGGUGGAGGUGGCUGGGGAGGACCGGACUUUGAGCCACCACCCUCGGCUUCAGGCGACGUUGCUUCCGGGUUCUUUUUGGAGGGGCCGUCUACAGAGGAGGCGGAGACGGAGUCUAGAGCCGAGGAGGACUCUAGCCGCGGGUUUGAGACUCCGGAGGAGGAUGGGCGGCCGAAGCCACUGAAGAUUCGUGGGGAAGCGAGAGUCCCCGACGAGAGGAAGGAGCCUAAGACCCAUGAGGCGAAGACCCUUAUUAUUCCUGCUGGCCCUGACAAUUGGACAUUUCCUCCGGGGGUCAAGGGGCGCCAGCCUAGCAGCAUGAUUGGAGCUUUGCUUAGGAAGUUCUGUGUUUUUAUCGUGUGGCGCCCGAUAUUGCCGGGACGGUGA
This is a messenger RNA of Lolium perenne, 444 nucleotides long. Lineage: Eukaryota; Viridiplantae; Streptophyta; Magnoliopsida; Poales; Poaceae. The record is from RefSeq and is a predicted model, not a curated record.